This is a messenger RNA of Dentiscutata heterogama, 888 nucleotides long. Lineage: Eukaryota; Fungi; Glomeromycota; Glomeromycetes; Diversisporales; Gigasporaceae. The record is from the annotation of a GenBank genome assembly.
AUGACGAAUUAUACUCUUAUGACCUUCAUGAUUAGAUUAUCUUUAUUAAUAUUUCGGGCUCCGCAGUUUAUUUCUAAGCGUUAUGAUAGAAAAAAUGAACAAAUAGAAUUUGAUAAAGAACCACCAGCUUUAACGUCCUCGGUAAUUGAUGAGCAUAGGUUUAUUGAAGGUCGAAGAUUUCGUAUUGCCACAAAUGCCACUUACAUAUUUCCAAGUGACUGUAAAGAAGCUACACGAUUUAAUGAAACUAUGAAACUUAUGAAACGAUUAUUUGACUCUAGUUAUUCGGCUCCUGUUGAAAAAUUAUUAAUAAACGGUGCAAAAGUACUUGAAAUAGGAACUAGUGGCGGAUUUUGGUUAACAGAUAUGUCAAAACAAUACUCGAUGUCAACAUUUUUGGGUUUGGAUACGUCGACCAUUUUUAAUCCCGAGUGUUUACCAGAAAACUGUGCAUUUCUUGAAUAUAAUUAUUUUAAUGAAAUACCAUUUCCUGAAAAUAUAUUCGGAAUUAUUUCUGAAAUUGUUAACGCCGGGCCUGCAACUAAAACAUUUGUUGAAUCAAUGCUCAAAUGUUUCCAUUUUAAUGGGCUCGAUCCUAAUAUUGUGCGUACUUUUCCUAGAAAGCUAAAAUCCUUAAAUAUUAGAAAUAUUCAAGUAGUUGAAAUACCAUUUUACUUUUCACCAAAUCAUCCCAUCUCAAAAAAUAAGGGGCAAGAAUUACUACUUGCAACCGCAGAAUCUUUAAGAGUAAUGAUUAAACUAACGGUGGGAUAUACUGAUGAAGAGUAUGAUGUAUUAGUAAAAAAUAUCAUCGCAGAAACAGAAAUUUUUAAUAUGUACACAGUUUGUGUAAGAACUUUUGGACAAAAGAGUUUAGACAUUACAUGA